AUGCCCUAUACUUCAAUUACCAUCAUCGUUGCUCCCUACCAUGUAGGCAUUUAUGAUCAUCGUGUUGGGGGCGGACCGCUUCGCAUUCUAGCCCACGGCAUAGACAGGGAGCUCGAGAAGCUCGCACCCGUGUCUUUCAUCAAUAUUGGCCCUGUUGACGAAUUCGAAGGCGAGAUUGGCAGGACAUUCGAGAUUAUCCGCCGAAUCUCAAAAGCGGUUUCGCAAGCGGCAGAGAACGACUCGUUUCCGUUGGUACUCUCUGGAAACUGCUACGCAAGCACGGCUGUUGUAGCCGGCUUGAACAAAUUCGUACCGUCCCUAGCUGCUCUAUGGCUUGAUGCUCACGACGACCUUGAUACACCUUCAACCCAUGAAAAUGGAUACUUGGAUGCCAUGGCCGCAUCCAUGUUGACUGGCACAAGUUGGCAUGCUUUGAUGAAGACUGUCCCUGGUCAUGCACCCAUGGACGUGAAGAACAUUGUCUACUGUGGUCUGCGAGAUGUUUCCGACACGCAAAGGCGAACCAUUCAAUCGGCCGGAGUUGAUGUGGUCUGGGGGGAUGCCGGGAGAAAGGUAAAUUUCGAAUCGGAAUUGUCUGCCGUUCUAAAGCGCAGAAACCUUGGCAAAACACACAUUCAUUUAGACUUGGAUGUCUUGGACGAGUCUCUCGGCCGGGUGAAUGAGUUUCCUUCUCCUGGAGGAUUCAUGCCAGAGGAUUUGAUGGGGCUGAUGAAGAUCAUUCCGACCGAGACUGAUCCCACAUCCCUGGUUAUUUGCUCCUUCAACCCUCGACUGGAAGGUGGUGAUGGCGUGGCCAAACUUGCUGUUCGGGCUGCAUGCCGCCUGGUUGGCAGUUUGAAGGAGAAGGGAUUGUUUGCUUCGAAUCUGGGAUAA
Messenger RNA from Metarhizium brunneum ARSEF 3297, 894 nucleotides. RefSeq lists its product as uncharacterized. Lineage: Eukaryota; Fungi; Ascomycota; Sordariomycetes; Hypocreales; Clavicipitaceae. Gene Ontology annotation, molecular function: manganese ion binding; arginase activity. Gene Ontology annotation, cellular component: cytosol; cytoplasm; nucleus. The record is from RefSeq and is a predicted model, not a curated record.